GCAAGGAACACACAAUGUCCUCCGCCCGCCUCGCCUCUAGCAUACACCUCCAAUCUCCUGAUUUACCAGCCACAAAGCCAGCUGAGCGCACAUACAUCAUUUACUACAUAACCGGAAACCCCGGGCUGAUCGAGUACUACUCCACCUUCUUAACCCAUCUCUACGGGCUCCUCACACGACAUACCUCAUCCAAUCCCUUUGAAACUAUCGAUUUCCAUAUCUUUGGUCGGAGUCUGUCCGGCUUCGAAGCCGACAGUCAGCAUAGGCCCAGAAAGGAGAAGCGAGACCGACCUCCGUUCGGAUUGCAAGAGCAGAUCUCACAUUCUGAGGCUGCGCUGGAAGAGCUAGUGCGCGAAGUGAGGAAUGGCGGAGCAAAGGACAUAAGAGUCAUUAUGAUGGGCCACUCAGUGGGAGCCUAUAUCAUGCUCGAGAUCACGAGGCGGCUAAGGGAGAAGGUGGAGAAAAAGGUGGAUGAUGGGAUUAGGAUUGUAGGAGGGGUGUGUUUGUUUCCGACUGUGGCGCAUAUUGCGCAUAGCCCGAGUGGGAAGAAGAGCAGUUGGCUUCUGAAGAUCCCGACUUUCGCAACCAUGGCAUCUCUCUUAGCCAAGACUCUCACUUUCCUCAUCCCCACAUCCUUUCUCUCCCUUCUGAUCCGCACAUCCAUGUCUUUCCCACCAGACGCUGCACGAGUCACUGCAGCCUUCCUUCACAGUCCCCAUGGAGUCCACCAAGCACUUCACAUGGCCCGCGAUGAAAUGCAACAAAUAACUACUGACGCUUGGGACGCCGAAAUCUGGGGCGCUGCGCAUCCCUCACCUCAUCCGCACCCACGCCCCGUUCUGCGCUUUCUGUUCGCAAAGCAGGAUCACUGGGUGGCAGAUGAGACGCGGGAUGACUUGAUCAAAGCGCGAGGUACGGUUGCAGGUGGUAGUGUUGAUGGAGAAGAGGACGAGGUAGAGGAAUGGAAACCGGUUAUGGAGAUAGACGAAGACGAGGGAUGGCCACAUGGAUUUUGUAUCAAGCAUAGUGUGCCAGUAGCUGAGAGGGUGUAUGGGUAUGUGAAGGGAAUUGUGGAGAGUGAUAUGCGGAGGAAGUAGGAAGACGACGUCGCUCCUGAGAGGCUACGUCACAAAAGCUGGCCAGGUUGCGAUGACCGGACGUAGGGGCAUACAACUGGCUGGGGAUGAAGAAUGUGAAAAGUGCUCGACUUCCGAGCUGGACCC
Molecule: messenger RNA, 1223 nt
Organism: Trematosphaeria pertusa
Lineage: Eukaryota; Fungi; Ascomycota; Dothideomycetes; Pleosporales; Trematosphaeriaceae
Exons: 3
Coding region: 15-1097 (360 amino acids)
Biological process (GO): lipid storage
Cellular component (GO): lipid droplet
Molecular function (GO): lipase activity
Source: RefSeq, a predicted model, not a curated record